Messenger RNA from Chelonus insularis, 2628 nucleotides. RefSeq lists its product as uncharacterized. The record is from RefSeq and is a predicted model, not a curated record. Gene Ontology annotation, biological process: CENP-A containing chromatin assembly; mitotic sister chromatid segregation. NCBI's taxonomy places the organism in Eukaryota, Metazoa, Arthropoda, Insecta, Hymenoptera, Braconidae. Gene Ontology annotation, molecular function: protein binding. The coding region runs from base 493 to 2493 and encodes 666 amino acids. The transcript is spliced from 6 exons. Gene Ontology annotation, cellular component: kinetochore; inner kinetochore.
AAUAAAUGAAUACAAUUGUUAGGAUGUAAUUCAAUUAUACAUACAGUACGAAUGUUUUUACGUGUUCACUAACACAUUUACAUGAACAUCGUGGUUAAAUAUUCAACUAGCCACCUGGUGAGACAUUCAAUAACUAUCUUUUCAGACUUUACACACCUUAACCUCUUCAUAUAUGUAUAUGUAUGUACAACUUACACAUGCAUUUUAUUUUUCAAAUAAUACAGCUGUGUGUGUUGCUGAUGGGCGAUUAUGGAGUUGUGUACAUUUUAAAAACAGUUGUUCAAUUAAUUUUAAAUACUUUUAUAUUUUUAAUUUAUUUGAGGCAUUCUAGAGUUUCUUAUUUAUUGUGCCUGAAAAACAAUUUCAUAUAUCUAGAUAAAAUGUUUAAUAUUUUAGAAACAAUGAAAAAAAAAAAAUACGCGGGAAAAUAAUAUUAAAGGUUAUUUAUGUAUUUGUCUUUGUUAUGACAGUAUGUAUGAUUAAUUAUUAACAAUGAAUGAAGAAAAAAAUAAACAAUUGUGUUUAACUUUUUUCCAAAAGUAUACAGGUAAAAAUAAACAAGCCGGUUUCGAUGAAUCCUUAUCUCUUUUACGUGAUGUAGCUAUUAAAAAAGGAUUGGAAACUUCUGAUAUGAAAAUUAUUAUUAAAACAAUUACUGAAAAAGAGCUUCGUGCUGGACUAUGUGUACCUCUUAUACAAUGUCUUAUACCAAAAAAUAAAGUUUCUGAUACUGCUUUAGAAACAGUGAUCAUUUAUUGGUUUUCAAAAUGUGAUGAUUUACCUGUCACUGUAUCUACUACCAUUCUGCAAUGGUUUUGCGGACUUUGGGAGCAUCAAUUAGCUGAUCGACAAAUGAUCAAUACCUACUAUGAUUGCUUUUUUAUGAAUAUGCUAAAAAAAGAAAAAUUGCAAUCUCCGAUAUCACGAUUAAUUUAUUUAAUGACAAAACCAGAUGACGUCACGAGAAGACAAGUUUUACGACUGCUCAAACUUCAGGAACAAUAUUCAAAGCCUCCAAAACACAUAUCUGCUCUUUUAUCUUUAUUUAAAUCUUAUAAACCAGAAAUCGUUCCUGAACAAAUACCAUCUUUAAAUAUUGAAAGUGUCUGGAAACCUAUACCUGAAAUUCUUAGGCUAGGCUUUGAAGAUGCUAAAUCUCGUGGUACUGGUAGUGAAGUAAAAGCUUUGGAAUAUUUCGAUUGGAAUGCAAUAAAAACUAAAGAUGGUCCAAAAAGUUAUCCACUUUUGCCAUCAAUAAGAUAUUUCCAAAUGGGAUCUUCUAUUGAAAGAAAUAAAGAUGCUAAAUUUUUAUUUGAUCUCAACAAUAUCGACGAUAUAGGAAAAAAUCAUUUUAACACUGAAUUACCUUCUAAUGCAACAUCUUUAUUGGCAAAUAUGGCUGGGUAUCACUUUCUUACAUUUUCCACUUUCGAAUAUCAGUGUAGAUUUUCUUACAAUUUGUAUAAUACACUUCGUCGGGCAUUUAUAAUCGAAAGUAAUAGAUUUUCACAUAAUCAGAAAGUGCAGUUGCUUGAUUUGACAACUGAGUUUUGUCGUUACAUGCAGCAAGGAAUUCCUGUGGUUGUUCGUUUCCUUCAGGAAUAUUUAUUGUAUGAAACAGGAGCAUUCAGGGAUAAACUUUUACUUUUAAUGGAAUGGUCUACUUUAAUUUCUGUAAUUGACCUGCAAGAUAUGUCAAGUUAUCUUGAAACUAUUUUUCUUGAAUCUUCUCUAAAAGAAAAGUGCAAGUUAAUUAAUUCACUAGGAAAACUUGCUAUAAAUAUGUAUGUUAAUCAACGAUUUGAUAGAGAAAGACCGUUGAAACCAUCGCCGUUUUUAGGACAAGAACCGAUAAGUGAAUUAACCGACAUCAUACCAAUGAUAUUAAAAAUAGCUGAUUAUUUGAUUACUAAAGGAUUAAAUAUUCAUCAGAACCACUGUUUAUUUCUGAGUGAAGCAUUAAAGUUCUACGAAACUAUCAACAAACUUGCCAAGUAUUGUAUACCGCCUAUGUUAAUUAUAGCACCACCCGCUGUAAUAUAUGGUGGUUUUUUGUCUAAAUCUGCAUCAAUUUUAUCGCGAGUCUGUGGAUUACUUUUGGACUACAAAAAUAUUCAUAAUCAUCUUGAGGAAUUAAAUUUACGAAAGAAUUAUAUACCUGAGAUAAAGUCAUUACAAAUAUAUGCUCAAGAUAUAGGGGAUGCUUUAUGGAAUGAUCAGAUUUCGAUUGGCCGUAGUAAAAGUUAUUUAUUUUCAUCUUUAACGAGUCGGAUGAUUGAAAAUAUGCCAGAGAAAAAAAAUCUUUUGUUGAAUAUCAACAAUCACAUUGCUAUUUUAUCUUACAAAUGUAUAUUAAAUGAUACGGGUGUGGAUAUUAGUACAAAAGAUGCAGCAUUGUAUCUUUCAAAUAUGUAUUUUCCAUUGGUUACUGAAUUUAUUUCGUCAUUCCAAGAAUUUCAAAGUGAAAAUCAAUUUCAUGCAUUGAAAAGCUAAUAAAAUUAUGUCAAUAAAUUUUUUACUUCAAAUAUAAUUAUAUUUUUAACAUGAAAAGUCUUUUAACUACAAAAUCGUCAGAGUUCAACUUUUAUUUCCUCCAAUUUACAUGCAUAUUUUUUCAUGUACAUUUCA